AUGCCGCCAUCUACUGUCUUCUCAUAUUGGCGCCGCGACCACCGGCGCUCGAUCGUAUCACCCGCCUUACCAGCGAGCUCACCUUCCAAAGGGGCAAAUGACAGCCCGAUCAGCAGUCCUCCUCAGCUCCCACAAAUUCCAGAUACCCCAACCCUCACCACGUCCUUCGGUUACCCCUCACAGGAUGCCCCUUCCUCGAUCGAGUCGCCGCUGGACAUCGAUGCGUCCAAGCUAACCAUCACCUCAUCGGCCGCGCCGCUAUCUUCCUCCCUCACUCUUGCCGUUCCGUCGCCGUCAUACGAUAGGGAGAACCGUCCUCACUCGAGCCCCGGGGAAUGGGAAGGAGAAACGUUCACGUCGCAAGCGAAUGAUUCCCAAGUGUCUGUUUCGGGUCUCCGGUCUGAUCAAGGAGAUGGGGAGUCGAAUUCCAAAUCGAACUCGCCAUUCCGUCGGUCCUUUGGGAAGCAGAAACGAUCGCCAACUGCCGGUCCGGGGUCGAGCCAUUUUCGAUUCAGGACGUCGCCCGAUGAUUCGCCGGGUGAUAAACAAACCGUGCCGCAGAAAGAUAAAGAUUUCAGGGUGGAGGGAGGCGCGGCUGUUCGCCGUAUUGGGGAUCGGGAUCGGGAUGUGCCUGUGGAGAGUACCAAUACCCAUCACAAAUCUGGCAAGGCGAUGCUUCAUCUUUUAAAUCCUAUGUCUCUUCUUGCGCGUCGGCGCUCGUCGCAGAUCGUUAGUUCGAGGGCAGAGGAACCUAGGCUCAAUAAUCGGAACGUGCCUGCCAUGCCGGAUGAUUAUGAUCCUCGAAUACGUGGGAAUAUUGUUCAUGAUUUCUCAGCUCCACGACCUCGCAGAAAUGUUUCUGCACAGCAGGAUGGGGUUAUUUCCAAUCUGCAGGAACCGUCUCCUUCUCAUAUUCCUAAGGGUGGUCGCUGGAAUGACCAGACAAAACGACACAGUGAUCAUUCGCCUGUGUUUAAAGAGCAUUUUGAGGAUCAGAAUGUGCUACAGGUCGAGAACAAGGGAUACCUUCAGUCUUCGCUAUUGACGAACCAAUCUCAGCCUGGAUAUGAAAAGUCAUUACCGGCCUUUGCUAGGAACUUGCCUUCGCAUUUGCCUGAAGAAAUCAAUGAGCCUGUGGAACAGCCAGAACCAGAAGCCCCAGAGCCUCCUCCAAGUCCACCAAAGGCAGACCCUCCCAAGGAAUCCCAUUAUCAAGGGACAGCCGACGAAGAUACGAUUCCAAAUGUGCCAUUCAACCCUUCCGGUCUACCAAGACAUCUCAAGAGCAAUGCCUCGCGGUUCAGCUUUGAUAUGAGCGGAGUGGAAUCCUCCGUGCAAGAAAAGCUGCUGGAAGAAAAGCAUAAAGCGAAAGAAGCUGCUCGCAAGGUCGAAGAUGGAUACUUUGAUGACUUCGAUGAGGACUUUGAUAAUGAUAUGCUGGACGACUUGGAUGGCCUGGAAGAAAAGAUCCCGGGAGUCAAUGUCGAUGCAGACGAUGAUGAUUUCGAUGAUCUACCUAUUUCUCGCAACAUCAAUGGAGAGCUCAAGUCUUGGGCUAUUGCGGAAUUGUCGCCGGUGGUGGCAAGCCCUGUCACUUCUGCACCGCCUGGUGUUACGGACAAUUCUGGUUAUAUCUCUAGCCAGUAUGAGGCUACAACGACUGAGACUCACUGUGCUCAACAGCAGCCUCAGGAGCAACCGCUCUCCGUGGCUAGCAAUGAUGUUCCUGCUGCCAAUCCUCAGGUUCCCGCUGCCAGUACUCAACAACCGCCGACCCUCGACGAGGAUGAUCUUUACUUUGAUGAUGGAGAAUUUGGAGACCUCAACAACAAUGACCAAGACGGGGGAUUCGAUGAAUCUAUAUUUGAUGAUGAGACCAGCCAUCUAUAUGAGAGAAAGCCGGUGGCACCUCCAGCAGCCAAUCCUCAAAUCCCCGCCGCCAACAAUCAACUACCGCCAAUCCUCGACGAGGAUGAUCUUUACUUCGACGAUGGAGAAUUUGGUGAUCUUAAUAUUAACGACCAAAACGGAGGAUUCGAUGAAUCAAUAUUCGAUGAUGUAACCAGUCAUCUAUACGAACGAAAGCCUGUGGCACCGCCGCCAGCGGAGACCACGGCACCAGGCGACGACUCUUCCCUGGACAAAGAAAGCACUACGGCAGACACCGGGGACCAGAGUCUCAAGCACAUGCCCAGCGUGGCCAGUGAUUACCGGAUGACAGGCUCGGUCAAGCGUGGCCCUCUUGGAGAGCCAAUACCUAAUAUGGGCCCUGCUCGGGCCCAUGGUGGUGUGCUGACCGAACAGAACUUGGAUAUUCUGCAUAAUGCCUUGGCUUUUGCGGCCAACGAAGCCGCACACAACAGUCGUCUUGACCGAACUGUCAGCAUGAGUGAAAGAUCUCAGGGUCAAGACAGUAUAGCCCACACAGCACAGACAGUAGACUCGCAGCCGGGUCUAGUCUCUGAUGACAGCCGUGUCAGUCAGGGUGCUGACGCCAUGGCUUUUGAAGACGUCUUCGACGAUGGUCUAAUUUACGAUGACACGGACGACGCAUAUUUCGACGAUGCAAUCGUAGCCGCGGCCAACGCAGAAGCCCUCGAGAAUGACGACGAGGGCUUCUACGGCCAAGAAUUUGGCUUCUACGCCCAAGCAGAUAGCACCUGCAACUCCGAACUGACGAAUGGUGGAUACUUUGGCCCGCGACGGGUCGAAGGCGUCAGCCGCAGUCACAGCAGCCGGGGCAAAUUCCAAGAGCCUAGCCUCACCCCCAUCACCGAAAGAAGUGAAUGGAGCACCCGCAACUCCAUGAUCUCGCUCAAGGCCCACGGAACAACAUCCAACCCAUCCCUAGCAAGCCCCGGAUUAGCACAGCUCGUCGACAUGGGCAAUAUCGACGACGAGCUCUCUUUAAGCGCGCUGAUGAAAUUGCGGCGCGGCGCUUGGGGUGGAAGCAAUGGUAGCCUGCGAAGCAGUGCGGGCAGCCCACCACCCCCGCAUCCGAUAUCCUCCCCUCACCGGGGCAGUUUUACUGGUGUCUCUGAAGCAAGUCCAGUUCCGUUCAGUCCCGAUGAGGGUCCGCCGAGUGCUGUUGGGUAUUGCCAUGAUGAUUGUCAUAGUCAUACCCGAACUGCUUCCCCGCUGGCUCUAGCUGGUCGACCUGCCGAUCUCCCGGUCACCGGAAUCACCGGACCGGCAGUGUUUGCAGACGACGCGGAAGAAGUUCCGAUCAGCGGUACUCAGCGGCUUAAUGUUUUGUGA
Penicillium canescens is the source of this 3258-nucleotide messenger RNA. RefSeq lists its product as uncharacterized. Lineage: Eukaryota; Fungi; Ascomycota; Eurotiomycetes; Eurotiales; Aspergillaceae. Bases 1 to 3258 code for a protein of 1085 amino acids. The transcript has a single exon. The record is from RefSeq and is a predicted model, not a curated record.